AUGACUUUCUCAUUGACUCGUUCGCACACUUCCGCCCCGGAGCCGGUGACAACGUACCACCAGCCCGCUACCGGCAUGCCCGCGCGGGUUAGUCAGGCCAGCACCCUCCAGCUAUCCGGCGCGGGCAUCGGCACAGAACAUUUAUGGUAUCAGAUGAUUUCGCUGCACCAAAAGUACCGCUGCUAUCACUCGGCGCGCAUGGAUGCGGCGGUCGAGGCGUGGAAUCAUGGCCAGUGGACCAAGACGCCUUCGAGAUCUUGCCUAGAUCUUUUAAACGAGUGCGUGGGGCCGCUUCCGGAGGACGCUAUGAGGGACUGGGUUGCGUGGAGGAACUUGGACAUGGCACGUACAUCGUUGCUCCCGCAAGGGGCUAGGAAAUGA
Molecule: messenger RNA, 381 nt
Organism: Parascedosporium putredinis
Lineage: Eukaryota; Fungi; Ascomycota; Sordariomycetes; Microascales; Microascaceae
Source: the annotation of a GenBank genome assembly